Messenger RNA from Rosa chinensis, 367 nucleotides. RefSeq lists its product as uncharacterized. The transcript has a single exon. Lineage: Eukaryota; Viridiplantae; Streptophyta; Magnoliopsida; Rosales; Rosaceae. Bases 68 to 367 code for a protein of 99 amino acids. The record is from RefSeq and is a predicted model, not a curated record.
AGAGAGCUUUAUCAUACAAGUAAGGAGUGAAGAAGAAGCUGCCUCUCCCAAGUUGAAUUUGUCUGCAAUGAAAAUCUUCAAUCGUUUCCGAAAAAUUAUAAUGAAACUUCUGUUUUCCAUCCCCUCACCAUCAGCAACUACACAGCAUGGAAUGAGUAGCAGUACUCCCAGGAAAAGAAACAGCACUAGCUGUGACAGAUUUGAGCCCCCAAAGACUUCAUGCAGUUCGUAUUACUCUUCUCAUUCGCAUUACAACGAGGCCAUCUCUGACUGCAUCGAGUUCUUUAACAAGUCUAGCCAAGAGGAUCAUGAAGCCGGAGGGAUGAUUUCGGAUGAUCCAGAUCAGUCCGGCUGCCAUAUGGUUUGA